Symbiodinium sp. CCMP2592 is the source of this 6954-nucleotide messenger RNA. The record is from the annotation of a GenBank genome assembly. Lineage: Eukaryota; Dinophyceae; Suessiales; Symbiodiniaceae.
AUGGAGGUGAUAAAGUUUGUGACGGAGAAUUUCCUGCUCUACCUCCUCCAAGGGGCCAUUGGGGCCCAGGAACAGGCGGCAGGACUUGGGUUGACGAUCAUGGCUGUCAGCACCCUUGCUAUGGCUGCCUUCCUAGGACCACGAUCUGGGAACAGACGGCGGCAUGGACGAAUUUCAGCCAGAAUUUGUCUGGCUAUCGGACUUGUAUGGCAGAUCAAACCGGUAGCUGCCGGACCAAGUCUGAAGCUCCGAGGGAAUGGUCCUAUUGGCCUUGGACCCAGAAGCGACAUAGACUUUUGGAUGGCCGGACAAAGCCCGCCGAGUGAACAGCUUGCGGCAGCCAUGGCCAGAUGCAUACAAGAACUGCCCCUUGAGCACAACUGGGCAGAAGCACAUGACCCCCGAUAUGAGGUGCCGGCUGAGCCACCGGAGUUUGAUGCCAACGUUGUCGACAUCGCUACGGUCCAUGCCACCGCAUGGAUAGCAGCCCCGUACUACGAAGCGGAGACCAUCGACUUCCACCUCCGCAUACCCACGACUUUGGCCCAGCUUCAGGAGGCGGUGCAGCAAACUAGCAAUCGGGACAAAGAUUAUGAAAUGGAGUUUGUCCCGACCAUCCCACAACUUGGCGAGGGCUAUGUGAGCUACAUUGCCUACCCCAAGUGGCUCAAAGACACAGAGCGUGUGACAUUACUCAUUGAUGCCACGGACAUUGGGGGCGGGACUUUUGCGGCCUAUGUCCCGAACCCAACGACGAGGGAAAGAGUCUUGAUGCACUUGGUGGAAGGAUGGCCGGCUGGGCUUCGGGCCUUCCUUGGGGGCCAUGACCGCCCCAUGCGAACCGGACACGAGUAUCAUGUGCUACCUGGCACCCUCAUAAAAAUCAUGAGGCCACAUGCGGCGCCCAGAUGGAAAGACGAGGUGGCCAACCGUCUUCAGGACCCACGGCGUUGGAGCCCAGAGGCGGUACUACCGGGACCCCUGGAUGGGCUCCACAUGGUCUACCAAGCGGCGGAUGAUCAGGUGUUGGAGGAGAUUGCAUCUGACGACGAGAGACCCUUAGAAGUGUCGGCGGAAGAAGCCCUGCGCUACGAGCACGGGGACGUGUGGGUAAAAGUGCCCAAUGAGCGCCUCCUGGACUUAGCACAUAUGGGGCGUAGAGUUUGGGGCCAGGUUGCUGUCUUGGAUGGGUGGGAGCAACAUGGACACAAUGCCCCGGUGAUCUUCGCCGACAUCCGGGGGCUGGCCUUGUUUCCACAGUGGCUACAGCUAGAGGGCACAGUCUUCAAGCCGGUCGACUUCUAUGAAACUCUGGACCUGCCGCCACUACCGGGAUGGACCUUGCUUGUGCAGGGAGGAAACCCCAGAGACGAUGGCGAAAAUAUUGAUGUGGCUGACGGGGAAGUGCUACACCUAUUUUUGGCCAAGGAUGACUCGGCGGAGAAUGCAGAGUCAGAGGAAUCCUCUGGUGGCGAUGGAGGGGACGCUGGCGACGGAGGAGAUGAUGGGUCUGACUCGAGCAGCACCUUUGAUGCGAUGCCCGACUCCGACGACCUCACGACGCCCAGCCCCCAUGACCAAAAUGGACCGCCAAGAGGCCCACCCCGGCCUAGACCGGUCAAUGCCCCACCGGACCGAAGCCGCUCGCCCAGAAGACAUGGGGACCAUGAGUCUGACGAGGCGUGUACUAACGUUCCUGAUGCACCCUGUCUUCUACGUCUCCAUGACCAUAUUGACGGCCCCAACUAUGACCUCACACGGAUCAGCCUUCCACUGCCACAUCGAGUUGAUGAUAUCUGGCCGCUAUUCUGUCCAUGGUCUGGUGAAUGGCUACAGUGGAACCUCGAGGGCAUUGACAUGAAUGCUGAGGCCGAGAUGGCAGUACGGCAGGCCUGCCCUUGGCAACAGCUCUUGAUGGAUGAGAGCCAUGAAGCUCCGCAGAUCCAUAUUUACACGGAUGGAUCUGCAAAUGAAAAGGAAGGAAUCAGUGGUUACUCGGCUGUUAUCCUGCUCAAGCUCGGAACAGCCUUUGCCAUCUUCGGACUCCUCGGUGGCCAAUUGUUGGGCAAACCGGCCUCGCAGUGGCCCCUUGCAGGCCCGGCGGCCCUUACUGCGGAGCAAGUGGCUGUAGCGGCAGCCCUACUUUGGGCUCUACAAGCACGGGCCCUACUACCACGGAUUGACUGUCUUCUACAUGUGGACUGCCUUGCUGCGGGCAGGGCGGCGGAUGGAAGCUGGUCUCCGGUGGAUGCCCUCUCCGUACAGGUGCACAAUCUUGAACUAGCCCUACGCGAGCUGGAGGGGGUUACGGUCCAGAUUGCGCAUGUGAAGGGCCACUCUGGAGAUGGAUGGAAUGAGCUCGCGGAUGCUGUUGCAAAAAGUGCCUCAAGAGGUCAGCGCUCCUUUGCUGAACCACCGGAAGCUACAUGCAGAGCACUCCUCGACACCAAUCUAGAUUGGCUCGGUUUUGAGAUGGCGGCCAGAAAGAAUGGGGGAGCCCAAGUCUAUGACGGCAAUCUGUGUUGGUCGGAAAUGCCAAGACAGCCCCCCCUUCUACAGCCUGAACAGCUCAUCCCUACUGAGAUGACGCAGCAAUCUGCUGCCCCCAACCACAGCAGCGCUUUCUACCUCAAGGCCUGUACUUUCAACGUUCAAGGCCUGGGCGGCAACUUCCGCUACAUGGAGGAACAAUUUGAAAGCGCGGAGUACAAUGUGGUGAUGAUGCAGGAGACUAAGACGGGAGGUGGACAGUGCCAAAGCCAGCGAUACUACCGCUUGGCAUCUGACGCACAGCGUCAUUGGGGCACAGCCAUAUGGCUCAGCAAGACCAAAGGCAUCAUGGAGCUUAAUGGUCAUGCAGUCCACCCGGAGGAGGCCAACACCACUGUGGUCUGUGCUACGCCCAGGCUCUUGGUGGUUGUGAGCAAGAUUGGACAAGCUAAGAUUGGGAUUGUGGCAGCCCACUGUCCACAUGCCACGAAGCCGAAGGAGCGCAGCGACUUCCUGGAGCUCCUGACCCGGCACUUGGCUAGCCUCAAGAAGGUCCAGCUGCUCUUGGUGGGAGUUGACCUCAACGGCAGACUCCCGCUGAACUACCCCAACGUGAGCGGAGACCUGGAAUUCCAGGACCCGGAUGCCCAGGGGGAACAGGCUGCCCAGAUCUUCCAGGAUUGUGGAGUCUGGGCACCGUCCACAUACGCAAGUAUCCACGUGGGAGAGUCGGCCACCCAUGUCCACCACACAGGCCUUGAGAGCCGUAUUGACUACCUGCUCUUGGGUGGUACUGCCCAUGUCUCCAGGGCUCGGAGCUCUGUUGACCAAGGGAUGGACAACGGCAGUCCGAAUGAUGAUCAUCGAGCUGUCGCGGUUGAACUCCAAGGAGAACUGUGUGUUGGACACCCACGCGGGCGCCUCAAGCGCCCACGCUAUGACCUCGACAAGAUGAACACGGCGGAGGGGAGGAGACUAAUGAGCCAGGCCUGUCGUGCAUUCCAACAGCCAGCGUGGGAAGUUCACCCGGAUGAACACUGCCACAGGGUAGAAGUACACUUGAAGCAGACCCUGGAGACCUACUUCCCCAAACCGGAACAGCCCGGAAGAGCCUCCUACAUCCCGAGCGAGGUGUGGGCGAUCAGACGACGAAAGGGUCAACUACGGUGGCGAACCAGGCAUCGACGCGGACUGUGGCGUGGUCUGCUUCGAGCCGCUGUACAUGCUUGGAAGGAGGAUGACCCGACCCCCUUCGUCGCCCGUCUCAAAAAGCAAGCCCUCCUCUACGACCUUGUGGCCGGGGCGGUUCGCCUUGCCACGGACAAGAUCCGUAAGAUGAUUGCUGCGGCGAAGGACCAAUUUCUGCGCGGACUGGCAGCUACGGGGCCCACCGAUGUGGCGUCCAUCCUACAGCGGGCUAAGAAGGCGGGAUUGGGCAGCAAGGCCCGCCAAAUGGUUGGAAGGUCCCUGCCGAAGCUCAUGAAUCCUAGGACCGGGGAGGAAACCACAUGCGUGGCUGAACGUGACACGGUAUGGCUCCAGUUCUUUGGUGAGCAGGAAGUUGGACACAUCCUGCCCACCACCCGGUUCAUCCGGGAGGCCCAGGCCAGUGAAGAUGAAGUCCGAGAUGACUGGCAGUGGAAACAUCUCCCGAGCACUGUCGAGAUUGAGGAGGUGCUGCGAACGACUGCCCGCAACAAAUGUGCAGGUUUGGAUGGAGUUCCGAGCGAUGCACUGCGAUGUAGCCCGAGCGACUUCGCCAGGAUGAUACAACCCCUGUAUGUGAAAGCCCUCCUAGGAGGGCGACAACCGCUUCAGUGGCGAGGAGGAGUUUUGUUCGAGGCCUACAAGGGUGCUGGAGCCCAAUGCGACGUUUCCAGCCAUCGAAGCUUGUAUAUUUCAAGCUUCAUUGGCAAAUCCCUGCACCGUGUGAUGCGGGGUAAGGUGCGGGAUCAACUCGAUGCUUUCCUGCAUCCAUUACAUUGUGGAAGCCGACAAGGCAUGCCUGUUCUCUUCCCCUCCCUGUUUGUUGUUGAGCACCUGCGCCGAUGCCUCCAACAAGGCCUGAGCACGGCAGUGAUCUAUGUCGACACAAAAGCUGCCUACUACAGGUUGGUGCGACAGCUAGCUACAGGUGAUUUGGAGAUUGAUGCCAAUGUCGAACGACUUUUCCAUCGAUUUGGCCUGGACGGCGAGGAUAUGACCGAGCUCCGGGACCUCAUCCUCGACGGGGGCAUGCUGCAAAUGGCGGAGAUUGACGGACCGAUCCGGGCGGCUGUCCGCGAUUUCCAUCGCGACUCCUGGUUUACCUCCCGCUUCACGGACGGGAGCGCUAUUUGCCGCUCUACAGCGGGAUCAAGACCGGGAGCAUCAUGGGCUGACACGGUGUUCGCUGUGAUAUAUGCCCGCAUACUCUACAGAGUCCACGAGUGCAUGGAAGGCGAGCAGAUAAAUUUUUCAUUGCCGUGGAACCAGGAGCAGGGGAUCUUUACUGAUCAGCCGGGUGAUCAAUGGCAAUCGGCCUUUGACACCACUUGGGCUGACGACAGUGCGUAUGCCCUGCAGGCGGACACACCGGGUGAACUUCUGAGCCGAGCCAGCCGGGUCGGAUCACUGAUUCUAUCUGCCUUUCGCUCCCAUGGGCUCGACCCCAACCUCAAAAGACACAAGACCAGUGCUAUGAUAAAGGUCAGAGGCCCUGGGGCCAAGAAGGCAAGGCGUGAGUACUUUGGCUCUGGCAAGCCUGAGUUGGUCCUUCCGGACCUGGGCGAAGGCAUUCCGGUCGUCCCGUCCUACAAGCACUUGGGAUGUGUUCUCGACAUUGAAGCCCGGCUCCACCUUGAGGCCCGCCACCGCACUGCGUUGGCAGCGGCGGCGUAUGAGAAGGCCAAGGACCUGCUGCUUCAAAACAGGGACCUGUCUUUGAGUACCAGAGCACUGCUCUUCCAGGCAGCAGUGGUCCCUUCUUACUACAACCUUGAGGUAUGGAUAGCGGAGGGGAAACAUUGGGAGCAGCUCUGCGAUGCCUUCUCACGGCUGGUCCGACGACUCCUUUGCCGCGACAUCCCUGGGGAAGAUUUAUUCCGAGUUCCCCUCCCACUAGCUCACUGGGCGACGGAUUGUUGGCCAUUGGGGAUGUUUGCACGGCGCAGUCGAUUGUCUGCCAUUGUUUCGCUUGCUAAGAAGGGCCCACCAGUCCUCUGGGCCAUGCUGCAAAACGAAACAGACUGGUGUGCACAAGCCCGACGUGACCUGCUCUGGCUCACGCAGGGAGAAGAAGACCAGUGGCCGCGAGUUGAGGCGGCGGCGUGGCCGCAGUGGUGGCACCUCCUACGGUCCCGACCGGAGAUGGUCAAGCGACGCGUGCGUAAGGCCAAUGAGCGGGACUUCCAGUACUACAAGCGACGAGCUGCGAGUGAUGUGUGCCAUUGGUACAUGUACCGUCAGCUUCCCCCAGAGACUUGUGCGGAGGAGCCGCUGCAGCCCUGGACAUGCGGCAUCUGCGACAAAAGCUUUGGGAAGAAAUCGGCGCUCAGUGUCCACUUCUUCGGGGUACACGGCCGCAAAGCUGAGUACAGGUUCUUCUUGCAAGGCACUACAUGCAAGAGCUGUGGGAAAAACUUCCACACCCCAGGGCGGCUGGAGGACCACCUCCGGGCUACUCGAAAGUGUGUGCGAGUACUACAGCGAGAGCAGAAACCUCUGGCACAGGCACCCCCAGGCUACGGUAGCCGUGGGAGGAGGAAAACUGAGGCCGACCAGUAUACGCCAGCCCCGCCGACGAUGAGCGUUGUGGGUAGCCAUGACGGCAGAGAGUCGGAGGGGCGGCAGUGGAAUACCUGGCAGUGCCAACUGCACGAGAGGCUCUGCGAUACCCUUCUUGAGGACUUCGUGGUGGAAGAGAUCGAGGAGCAAAUCGAGCAACAGCUGAGGCGCCACCCCCUCUUCUACGACGAGAUCUGUGAAGUUACGCAGCACUUGCGUGAGGAGAUCGAGAUGAUCCAUGCGGAUCACGAGUUACAGCAAUGGAGUAAGGAACAGUUUACUGCAAUGCAGGCUGGGCUGCUCCACUACGAACAAAAUGGCUUUGGCAGAACUUCGAGGACUCAGCGAGAGACCCAACGCCUUUCCUCAAGGGCAACGUUCUGUGCCGCAGUAGCGAGUUUCGACUGGAUGUCGGCAUACUUGCGACUAUGGGGUGACAACGGGACCCAGAAAUCGCCGCUGUACAGCUUGUCUGAUAGUUGGGAAACUGCGUGGCAUCAGACAUGCAGCGGCGAGAUCAGCGCAGUCGUGGUCAAAGACCCCUUGCUUUUGCUCCCGCAGGAGCUGAAGGCCGUCUGGAAUGCCCUCAUGAAAGGUGAGUGGCCAAGACUGAAGGCCCCAAAGAGCUUCUGGGAGAACUCCCUGGCAGCACCGUCCAAUAAAUGGGCCGAUGGGCAGCGACAGCUGGUGGAGUGGUGA